GUGCUAACUGUUCUGAGUGAAUGUGGGUUCAUUUCCUCUAUGUGUUUCAGGGAAUGGCUUCACACGGACGAGGCCGCUCCGCUGGUGGUUCCACCCCGCACGGAGAGGAGCGUCGAGGGACGAUGUCGUCGCCGGCAAGGGAAACGAGUCAGGGAGUUGGAGGUGAGGAGGAAGAACGACGUGCUCAAAACUUGUGGUGCGACUACAACAAACAUGUCUGGUAUUUGGACUGCGCGAGCCAGGACGGCUCCGACCCGUUGCAACCACCGUGCGGGCCGCUCUUGUUCGUCGUUGUUCGCGCCGACAGAACGCUUCCCGCAGGGUCCAUCGUCCAGUGGGUCGACGAUGGCGAAUACAAUUUCAAGUUUACGUUGAAGAAGCAUUACAGAAGUGAUGGUUCUGUCGACGGCAUCGCAAAGGGAUGCAAGGUUGCCGGGAGGAUGUUCGGCGGGUACGGCCGUCGUGCGAUGUCUUUGCCUCACUUUCUUCCGCUAGCGUCGGGGCACGACGAGGCCGUUCACGUCAUAGACUUCCUCGAGGUCUGGGCAAAAUCUGGUACCUCUGUCAGUGCCGUGGACAUCGGACCUGGAACAUCGAUCAGUGGUCUUGUUGGGUUCGCGGGAGGAGAGUGCUCUGGAAGGGAGAUGGGAGGUCAGGGUGGCCUGCCAGCUACGCCUCCUGAUCAAGAGGUGGGCAUGUCAGACGACUCGGAGGACGACCAUCCGCGUGCUCCUUUGAAACCGGGCUUCCAUGUAUCUUGCCGCCACGGUUUGCUUGGAGAGUCGACGCCACAUGGAGGCGGCGAUGGCGAAUGGUUGCGACAGGGCUCAGAAUCGACGACUCCUCGUUGUCUGGUUGAAAGGAUUGGUUCGUUCGUUCGUGGCAUGCAGGUGGCCGAGGUUUCGCCUCGAGAUCGAGCGGGUGGUGGGCAGGUUCGAGAGGUGCGUGGGAACGUCGCCGGUGAGGAGGAGGUGUCCGAGCAGAGGCUGUUCCGUGAGAGAUCAGCUGAAAAGACUCAGUCGGAAGGCAAGCGCAACUUGCCGGAUGAGGAAGAGCGAGAGGGACUAGGUGCUCUGAAAAGGCAGAGAAAGGUAGGAGGGAGUGCUCAGACACCAACAACACGAGAGGGCGGUUCCGUUGAGAAGAGGAAAAGGGUUGGAGGUGGGGAUGAAACGCCAAAAGACUCGUCGACACAGCGAAGAACCGGUGAGUCUUCCGGGAAAAGGGCGAAAUCAUCGAGGGGGAAGAAAGCAGACGAGGGCGAUAGCGGGGAGGGGGAUGACGACGUGGAGAUUAACCUCAACGCCUUUAACCUCGACAAUGCGUUCUUCCUCGAGAUGCAGACAGGGGUGCAGAAGGACGUCGUGUUGCACAUCCAUCCCGAAAGAAUAUUAGCCAUUCCUGACUGGGAAGACGCGUACAACCACCGAUCCUUGGACGAGUUCCUCGUUGAUACCAUCGCGUCGGCUAUGAUCGACUGCUACGAAUGUAAAGACAUGAGAUACACGAAGCCCAUUUUCGUUCUCGCUCCGAUCRUCGCGCCUCCAGAGAACGGCGAGMCUGYUGUGCGCGUGCUGCCUGCUGACUUCGACAGCUCACACCCGGAGAGAUACUGGUAUUAUCCUGUGUGUGGACAACAUAACGCGAGGGCGGCGAUGAUGGUGAAAGACCAUCCCGUGUUUGAUUACUACAACUUCUGUAAAUGGCCGUUCAUACCGAUCUACUUCCCUGACGACGAGUUCGACAACUACGCCCAUGACGAGGUGCGGUUCAUGGCGUUGGCAAUGAAGAAGACGUCGUACACGCCUAUCUGGAACCUGUCAACGGAAGCAAAGAAGAGAAAGGAAUGGGCUGAGAAACUUCGAUACUCCGUCUUCGCUUUGGGGUUGAAGUUCUAUGAGGAGUGGUCGAAAGGGAAACUGCUUGCUUCCGACGGCCAGCGUUGGACUGAAAAGCCGCCCACCCAUGAGGAGGUGGCCAAGCCAGGACUCUCCGCUGUGACUGACAGCCAGGGGCUGAGGAAACACGUCUGGUACGUGAAGGUGGAUGACCCGUCGUUGAAAAAGGGUAGGGGGAAGCCAAAGAAAGGCGCGGAGGAGAAAACUUUCUACGUCCAAGUUCCAGAGCCGGAUGUCCACUGCUGGAAGGAAUUGGUGGACUUGACGGACCGCGAGAAGAAAAGGUUGUUGAACGGCGUCUUGAACCUUAAUGUCGUGUGGGUUCAAACGAAUAGCAAAAAGUUGGCCGAGCAGGGGAAGUUCAGUGUCAAGGAGAUGGUCGACAUAAUAAAAAUGGACCGGAUUAUGCUGAGGCUGUGGCACUACGUGGAAUUCGAGUACGAGGAAAUGGAUAAGCGGGAGUGGAAUGCCAACUCCACGUUCUUCAGGUCCAAGAAACAACUGUUCGAAGAGUUCAAGGACAGAGGUCUCGACGACAAGCUUUGGAACGAGAGCAGGAAAUUUUUCACAAGCACCACAUAUGUCAACAAGUGCCCUCGGUUUCUCGGGUGUCAACACAACAACAACAUCAAGAGAACGGCGGCCCUCGUCACCGACCAGCAUUUCCCGGCGGAGUGGAAGCAUAUCGUCCUUUCGGUGAUCACUGAAGAUCGCGCCAAAGGCAAAAAAAACCCUCGGGGCGUCGAUGAAUGCAUCAACAUUAUGUGGACAAGGACAAGCGCCUUGACGAUGCUAGCCCAGUUUAACCUCGACCUGUUGAGUGCCAUAGAUCAUAAGCAGGUGCUGGGAAAACUAGGGCAUCAGCUACGCUCCCACACUUGCGUGCUCGACUUGUGCGGUGCUGUGGACCGUGCGCAAUGGGACUCUGGGGCAUUCGCGUCUCUGAUGGGUUCGGAAGACGACAUCGAAGAAGAUGCAUCAGUUCGAAACAGCGUCUGGGAGGAGCCAGGUGUGAUGCACAUCCUUUUCAAAGGCGAGGAUCCUCGGCUACUGACUCACCCAGUGUACGAGGGAGCUGUUGCUGAAGACGACGACGCCGCUCUCCGGAGGAAACAGAAAGUGACACCCACGGAUGUGGAGGAGAAGUCUUUCAAGUCUUUGACUUUCACGGACAUCGAAAACCUGACCCAGAGGGGGGCUCUGUACAAGGACGGCGACCGGAAUCCAAAUCAGUUGUGCAAUCAGCUUCUUUUCUUCUGUGGUGUGGCGGAUGCCGUGCUGCUCUUGGGCAAGCCGCACGCGCAGGUGGUGUGGAGUCUGGUUCAGCAGGGAAGGCACGUCUUGGCUGUGGAUGGGGACACAACGGUGCUCGAAUACACCGUGAAGUAUGUCACCCAUGAAGUGUCGUCCAAGGCUUACCCAUGCGAUUUCCACCAUGUCGUGGUCGAACCCAUUUAUGACCCGAACAAGGACAUGUUCUUCAAGUUGAGUCCGAAGAAAAGGCACCAUUUCCAGCCAGUCCUUCUCGAUGGCGAAUGGGCAGUGGCUGUGAGGGACUCAAAUAAAUGGCUAGAAGUGUCCUCCGCGUUCUACGCCCUUCCGUCAAGCCUGUCAAUUAAGCAAGUGAGUUGGGAGUUGCCUGGGGUCACCCCGCCGGCAGGAGUUGUGAAGCGCAAGUCUCGCGGAAAGGACGGCGAUGAGGAUGGUGAAGGCGGCGGGCAACGAGGUAUCGAAGGUGGAAGUGAACAAAGAUCGACGAAACAGCGGUCUCCGGGGCACGCAGGCGGCGGAGAGGGGAGAAAGUGCAGCUGGGAGAAGAAGAAGCCUCGCAGCGGAGAUAAGACAAAGCAUCACAGAGGAGACGGGCAGGGGUCCGAUGUCGACCGCGACGAGGACGGUGGGGUUCUGGCCGUAACAGGCAGGACCUCAAUGGAGACGGGGAACGACUUGAGGCCUGGGUGUAUUACGCGGCCUGGCGAGCAGGACCCUGUGAUUAGCUCCACCAGCGAAACACAGUUUGUCGAUGCGGUUGGCGGGGUGGGUGUCGCAAAGCAUGGAACAUGCUUCGCUCAGCUCCAAAUACAGUUGGCGGAUUGUCUCAGAUCAAUCCGAACCUCGGGGACGACCUCGUUGUCCGGAACUCAGUGCCUUCCAGGAAGCGAGACGACAACAUACCACGGGUCCGGCAGCGACAAGCUGGAACCGUGUUCCGUUUCGCCUCAAAAGGAAUUUCGGAUUAAUCCGAACCGCGAAGGCCGUGCCAUCGAGGGAGCACAACUGUCUACAGAACUCGAACGGGUGGUCCGGGUUUUUGAAAACCCUGGCAACGAAAUUCGGAUUCAUCCGAACCAGGAAGCCGUGUCUGCCAUGACAGACGAUCGGUGUCAGGAUGCACUAAUGCUCUGCGUGGAAGCCCACAAGGAGCUGCAGGCGGACUCUCGGACUGAGGGUGAGUUGGCGACUAGUUCCAAUGUCGAUCCCAACACACUCGGAGCCGAGUUAGCAGUCGUAAGCGACUCCCCGAUGAAAGCGGACAUGUCGGCGUCAUUGGAAACUGCGGGGGCUCGGAUGAAUCCGAACCAGGGCCAUGUGAACAUCUCCCUUCCUGAUGCAUCCUUGGAGACGACCCUUAUUCGGAUUCAUCCGAGGCACACAGACGAAGGACUUCAACUGGCAGGCGUUGAGGGUUUUCGACUACUGACGACUUUGGACAAGGACAAUUCCGCCGACGACCGGAUUGAUCCGACACUCAGCGACGUCGGGAUGGAGCUACCGGUUCAGCCGGGAUACGACGAUCCCUUGUACUCCGCCUUUCACCACGAGGCGAUGGGGGAGGACGUUCUGAAGAAGGCCUCUGACGCUGUUGGAGAUAGAUUUCUCUAUUUGAGUGACGACGACAAAGACACAGCGUACGGGGACAAGAAGUUAAGGGGGGGACAGGUGUUGUUGGACAUCCAUGGGACAUUGAGCCCAACAUAAUACGACACAGUGGCAAUGGACAAAACACAACCUGUCGAUGUUGUGGACGUCGACGCUCUUUGUCCGGAGACGAAUAUACCGUCUACAGUCAUCGACGUCG
Chara braunii is the source of this 4977-nucleotide messenger RNA. The record is from the annotation of a GenBank genome assembly. Lineage: Eukaryota; Viridiplantae; Streptophyta; Charophyceae; Charales; Characeae.